UAACAUUCAGUGAAAAGAGAAGUACUAAGCUCCACUUUUAUGUAUCCUUGGAAGCUCCCAGUUUUUAUAUAUGUCAGUCCGUUUGAUGAUUUGAUCUUAUUCUGUUCCACUUCUUUUGGAAAACAUACAUACAAUACAUACAUGCCACUGAAUCUAAUCCAUUCCAAAUGUUCAAGAAAAGAUUUUUAACUUUUACAUGCAAAUAAGACCCGCUCCAAAUUUGGAACUUGCAGUUUCCGUUGACUUCUUCUUGGUCCAGAAGUAGAGAACAUACCUCUUUUUCAGGGUAUUUCUUUUCUUGCAUCUAGAUGUUGCAAUAAUAUGGCAUCAGCUAGGAAAUUUCAUUAACAUAGAGCCCUUGGAAAAGUAUAACAACAAGAUUUUCUCUUGCUGAGCAGCAAAAAUGGCUUUGGCUUCUCCUGUAAAAGUGGGUCUAGGCUCAAUUGCUUUUGCAAUCUUCUGGGUAUUGGCGGUUUGCUCAGCUGUUCCAUUUCUACCGGUUGGGAGGACUGAAGGGUCCCUCCUGGGGGGCAUGCUAAUGGUCAUAUUUCAAGUCAUAACUGCAGAUCAAGCAUAUGAUGCAAUUGAUCUUCAAAUCCUUGGUCUUCUAUUUGGGACCAUGGUUGUCAGUGUAUAUCUUGAAAGGGCAGAUAUGUUCAAGUACUUGGGAAAGUUGCUCUCAUGGAAGAGUAGAGGGGCAAAGGAUUUAAUAUGUCGAGUCUGCCUGAUUUCUGCCAUUUCAAGUGCUUUUUUUACUAAUGAUACCUCUUGUGUAGUUUUGACUGAAUUUGUCUUGAAAAUUGCAAGGCAGCAUAAUCUCCCACCUCAUCCUUUCCUUCUUGCCCUGGCCUCUAGUGCAAAUAUUGGGUCGGCAGCAACUCCAAUUGGCAACCCCCAAAACUUGGUUAUAGCCGUUCAGAGCAAGAUAUCUUUUAGGCAUUUUCUAAAAGGAAUUCUCCCUGCAAUGAUCAUGGGUGUAAUUGUCAAUGCCCUACUUCUUCUAUGUAUGUACUGGAAGUUGUUAUCUAUUGAAAAGGAUGAGGAAGAUGCAGCUGUAGAACUUCUUGCAGAGGAGGAAGUGAAUUCUCAUCGUUUUUCACCAGCCACAAUGUCACAUUUUAAAUCCUUCAAUUCUCCGGAAUGGAACUCUAGAUGGGAAGUUGUGGCUGUGCAAAGCUCUCCUGGCAUGAGUGUUCCAAUGGGACAGGUUGAGAACCUUAGGAACCGAUCAAUUCCAAGUGCGAAUGAAAUCCAAGGGGUUCCUAGUGGCACAUUGGAGUCUGCAAGAAAUUCUAAUGCACCAAAAGAGGCAGCAAAUGAUGUAUCUUCUCAGGUAAAGGAGGAAACAAUCCCUUCAAAGGGAGUGGCAUCAUUGGAUAGACUAAGAGAUGUACUUUCUGGACUGUCUUCAGAAGGAAAAGAUAAUUUGACCACGAGAUGGAAAAAAAUAUUGUGGAAAUCAGGUGUUUACCUUGUUACUAUAGGAAUGUUGAUUGCUUUGCUUCUGGAUCUAAAUAUGUCGUGGACUGCAAUUACUGCUGCGCUAGCUCUUAUGGUUCUUGAUUUCAGGGAUGUUAGGACAAGCCUUGAAAAGGUCUCCUAUUCUCUGUUAGUUUUCUUUUGUGGAAUGUUUAUCACAGUUGAAGGCUUUAACAAAACUGGAAUCCCAAGUACUCUAUGGGACUUUAUGGAGCCCUAUUCAAAAAUCGAUCAUGUUAGUGGGAUAGCAAUUCUCGCCAUUGUCAUACUUGUCAUGUCAAAUUUGGCUUCAAAUGUACCAACUGUUCUCUUUCUUGGAGCACGAGUGGCAGCAUCGGCAGCUGCAGUUUCUGCAGCUGAUGAGAAGAAGGCAUGGCUAAUCUUAGCUUGGGUCAGCACAGUAGCUGGGAACCUCUCAUUAUUGGGAUCAGCUGCCAACAUAAUCGUGUGUGAGCAGGCUCGCCGAGCUCCCCAACUUGAGUACAAUUUAUCCUUUUGGAGCCAUCUCAAAUUUGGAGUCCCCUCGACUCUUAUAGUCACUGCCAUUGGUUUGACACUUAUAAGAUGAUGUUGAUGCUCUUACACAUAACACACAAUGUUUUUAUGUAAUAAAUUUUGUAGAGGAAGAUUGUUUCAACAUUUAAGCAGUUCAAAGCUGACAAAUGUUGUUUUUCUCUUAAUCUCUAUUUAAUCAUAACGUUUUUCAAUAGUUGCUGAGUGAUUAUUUCAAAUAGACAUCCACAGAACAAUGGGGUAAACUGUGCAUCACUUGCCUGUUUAUACUAUUAGUUUGACCA
Quercus lobata is the source of this 2276-nucleotide messenger RNA. RefSeq names its product silicon efflux transporter LSI2-like. The record is from RefSeq and is a predicted model, not a curated record. The transcript has 4 exons. Gene Ontology annotation, biological process: transmembrane transport. NCBI's taxonomy places the organism in Eukaryota, Viridiplantae, Streptophyta, Magnoliopsida, Fagales, Fagaceae. The coding region runs from base 404 to 2047 and encodes 547 amino acids. Gene Ontology annotation, cellular component: membrane.